AUCCAUUUCAUGUAAUCAUAAUCUUGUAUAUGCUUCAUCUUGUAUAACUCCUUCCCUCCUUCUCAGUCAUUUCCCCAAACGUUGUGGCCGAAAGAUUAUUAGGGCCUGGUGAUUUCCAAACAAACCACACGAAUCCUUAAAAAAAAAAAGACGGGAAGAAGCCUUGUGGGCCGUCCGGUAAGAAGAGACUAUUGGAAGCGGAAUGGAACGAACGAGGCGCCCAAGCAGCGCCUCCCAGGUUGCCAUGCCCGGGAAGCCCUCCUAGCCUUUUCUCCCGGGCGCCGGCCCGCCCAACAGGUGCUUGUGCGUCGCAGGAGGCUGCAAACCACACCCAGCCCUUCCACUGCCUUAGAAUAAAACGCCGGAGGGGAAGGCGGCAGGGGAGGGGAGGGGAAGGCUUCGCCAUGUCGGACGCCCCCGCCGGUUGCAGGGCGUUUGUUUGGCUGCGGCGCGGCUGCGGGGCCCUGGCCCACCUGGCGGCUUGGGGGAUGACCGUUUUUCUGCUGCUGCUCUCCAGGCCUGGCACUAGUUUAUUUUCCUGGCACCCGGUGUUCAUGUCAAUUGCAUUCUGCCUCUGCCUCACGGAAGCCAUCCUGAUCUUCUCUCCAGAGGGCACUCUUUUCUUCUGCUCCCACAAAGUAAAAGUGCAGCUGCAUUGGAUUACACAGAUGUUGGCCCUCAUGGCUGCCACCUUGGGAUUGGUCUUCAUUAUCUCCAGCAAGAACCGGAGUGAACUCCCACACUUUAUCUCCUGGCACAGCACCCUGGGUCUUCUGACCAUAUUGGCCACCUGUGGGCAAGUCCUGUGUGGGUUGGGUCUUCUGUUUCCACAGCUACUAAGGAUUUCAUUAGUGGCUCAGCUCCGGAGAUGCCACACCGUGUAUGGACUGAUAGUUUACUUGCUGUCCACUUUUACUAUAGUCCUGGGCAUUUGCUCUGACUGGUUUCAGGCCCAGAUCAAAGGCGUGGCUUGGUAUUUAUGUCUGGGAUUGAUCUUCUAUCCAGCCCUGGUCAUUGUGAACCAGACUUCUAGAACUUGUUUGUCGAAGAAGAGACAGUAUAUUUGAGAACUGAUCUCAGUAGGACGCCCAGGAAUCAACAUUUCAACACUAUUAUUUGUAUGUUCUCUUUUUAUCAUGAUCUUUAUUACAUUCCCCUUUGAUUUUCUAUGCAUUCUGCUUCUUUUGUUCCAUAGGUUGGUUGGGAAAUUACUAGAGGAAAUUACAAGUUAGAAUUCACUCAGGCAAGGGAUUAUUUUCUUAACAUACAGCAAUGCGUGUAUCUAAUUAUACCGGAAAUGUUAACAUUAUUUUUAAAAAUGUUUUAUUAAAGUUUAU
Molecule: messenger RNA, 1337 nt
Organism: Thamnophis elegans (Western terrestrial garter snake)
Lineage: Eukaryota; Metazoa; Chordata; Lepidosauria; Squamata; Natricidae
Product: cytochrome b561 domain-containing protein 1
Exons: 3
Coding region: 405-1067 (220 amino acids)
Molecular function (GO): transmembrane monodehydroascorbate reductase activity
Source: RefSeq, a predicted model, not a curated record